Molecule: messenger RNA, 1989 nt
Organism: Pteronotus mesoamericanus
Lineage: Eukaryota; Metazoa; Chordata; Mammalia; Chiroptera; Mormoopidae
Gene: MNMIP1
Product: SH3 domain containing 21
Exons: 16
Biological process (GO): actin filament organization; cell migration
Molecular function (GO): protein binding
Source: RefSeq, a predicted model, not a curated record
AUGGAGGUGCUGGUCCUGGCAGGAUACCGCGCGCAGAAGGAGGGCGAACUGAAUCUGGCGCUCGGGGACGUGGUCCGACAGGUGUGCAAGGGACCUGCAAGGGGCUGGUUGCGUGGUGAGCUGGGGGGCCAUUGUGGCCUCUUCCCCGAGCGCCUAGUGCAGGUGAUCCCGGAGGCAUUGCGCGGCGCGGGAGAGGCGCCGAGACCGCGCUAUCCGCGCAGCCACGGUCGCCCUGCCAAAUCUAGGAGCCCCCAGAGAUGGUGCAAAGUGAGCUUCAACUACAGCCCGGAGCAGGCAGAUGAGCUGAAGUUGCAAGCUGGGGAGAUAGUGGAAGUGGUAAAGGAGAUUGAGGACGGCUGGUGGCUGGGAAAGAAGAACGGGCAGCUGGGAGCCUUCCCAUCCAACUUUGUGGAGUUGCUGGACAGCGGGCCCCCAAGCCUUGAGAACCCAGACAUGCCUUCAAUCAGCCCUGAUCCCCAGCGGCCUCACAAGCUGAGCAGCCUCACCUAUGACAGUCCUCCAGACUACCUGCGGACAGUCUCCCACCCUGAGACCUACAGGGUCCUGUUCGACUACCAUCCGGAGGCCCCAGAUGAGUUGGCACUGCGGAAGGGAGACGAGGUGAAAGUACUCAGGAAGACCACAGAGGAUAAGGGCUGGUGGGAAGGAGAGUCUCAAGGCAGAAGAGGAGUUUUCCCAGACAACUUUGUGCUCCCACCACCCCCCAUCAAGAAGCUGGCCCCACGAAAAGUGGCAUCACGAGAAUCAGCUCCCAUUAAGGAACCAAAGAAGAUGAUGCCCAAGACAGCCCUCCCUACGGUCAAGAAGCUGAUGACAGCCCACACUGGGCCCAGCAAAGCCAAGCCAGUCCGGACGCCCAGCGGAGAUGGACAGAAGCGCCCCUCCCGAGACUCUGGUAGUGGGGGUCCGGGCCACCCCGGCAGAAAGCGAUCCAGGACCCAGGCUUCCCGGCAACAGUCUGCAACUAGUCGGGACCCCAGGCCCAGGGGAGCCCUCAGCUGAGACCUUCCCCCACCGCCACAGGAGGAAGAACGGAGAAGCCGGGCAAAGGCCCCUCCUGUGAAUAAAACCCCUCCUCUGGGCAAGACCCCCACCCCACAGAAGACCCUGUCUCCAGAGGAGCCCCCUAACCCAGAUGAAACCCUGACUCCAGAUAAGACCCCCACCCCAGAGGAGGCCCUGAUUCUAGAGGACAAGGCCCCGAGCCCAGACGGGGUCUUUUCUGUGGAUGAAGCCCCUGCUCCCGGUGUCCUACCUGAAGACCAAGCCCCUGGCCCAAAGAUGGCCCCCUAUGGGGAUGAGGCCUCCACCCUGGAAGAGGCCUUGACCCCAGAGCGGAUGCCCUCUGGAAAGGCCUCCCCUGGGGACGAAGCUCAGCUCCAUCCCUUCUCUCUGGAGGCAGCCCUGCCCAAGGGCACGCCUCUCGUGGCCAGUGAUGCUGAGUCCCAAGGGGAGGUCCACAUGGCAGAGGAGGACCUCCUAUGUGUGACAGAACACCCCCUGGAUAAGAGGGACAGCUCUGCACUCCAGCCCGAGACAAAACCGGGGUCCCUGUCUGCCCUUGAGGGGGCCCACCGCCCGGAGGAGGCUGCCAUCCCCCUGGGGGAGGCACCCGCCAAGGAUGAGACCACAUCCAAAGAGGAGGCAGCCCCUGCUCAAAAGGAUCCACAUCCUAUCAAGCCAACUCCAGACCCUCAAGAGACUCCUACACUCCCUUCACUGGUCCCGCAAAAUCCCAGGGACAGCAAAAGUGACAGAGAAGACAUAAUGAGGCUACAGGGCGAGGUGGAGUCUUUGAGGAGGGCUCUGGAGCUGCUGGGGGCGCAGCUGGAACGAAAGCUGACGGACAUCUGGGAGGAGCUGAAGAGUGAGAGAGAGAAGCGCAGGUUGCUGGAGGUUCAGCUGAAGCAGAGGACCCAGGAGUCCGGGACCCCGGGCUCCAGCCAUGCGCAGACGCAGAUGCACUGA